AUGCAACUUCAAGAUGUUGAAAUACGUAAAUACUACAGGAACGGGCGCCAAAUUGGCGGUGGAGGGCUAGGCCGGGUUUAUAUGGUCACCAGGAUCUCAGAUGGUUGCACCCUUGUUGCCAAGGAGAUCACCUAUGCGACUCUGAGCGACGACGCCGUCAACGGCCUCAUAAAGGCAGCGAUAGAAGCUUCCGCUUUCGACCACCCCAAUAUUGUCCGCAUACACGCUAUUCUUCGCGAUCAGAAGCGACAACUGAUAUCUAUAGUACAAAGCUACCUGCCCGGCAGCAACCUUAGUAAUGUUGCCAAGAAAUACCACAUACUCAAGAAGCACUGCCCCGAGCAACUGGUUUGGUCGAUCAUCCGUCAGGUUGCAGAGGCUUUUAAUUACAUACACAGCCGUCAUUACGACUUCAACCGUAUCUACCACCGAAAUGUCAAGGGCACCAAUAUUAUACUUACUCCCGGUGGACGCGCGGUUCUCACGGAUUGCUGCCUGGUUGGACACAACCUGGAAGGUGUUUAUGACCCUUACCGCGUGAUUUCAGAUGCGGGGUACAUAGCCCCAGAAAUAGCGGAGUAUUGUCCCUUCAAGCCUCCGGCAGAUGUGUGGAGUCUUGGUACGUGUCUUUAUGAGCUUUGUCAGGGCCGCAAGCUCUUCCACACCCACACGGAAGCAACUCUCUUGACUGAGCAGAAGGGAUUGAAGCGACCGAUCCCUAUCGCCUGUUCCGAAGAACUCGCCAGGUUUAUUAAUAAGAUGUUGGAGCCGUCCCCCGAUGAUAGGCCUACAGUUGGGGCAAUCCUCUCAAAUCUUCGUGUUGCAAAUGCUUACCUGCCUGAAAACCUUGACCCUUCCCGUCUUGCGAGGGGCGAUCCUGUUCACUGUGACGCGUCUCCUGAAAGCUGUGAAGAGCACUAUCUCGUCCCUGUCGACAUACUCUUGGAUUGGGACUCGAAGUCUUCUACAUCUGCACCUACAGCGGUGCCUCAGGAGCCUUCUGGGGCACAUGAAGAGGCUCUGGCGACCGCUCCCCCUGCUGACCCUCACGCUGGGACAUCCUCACUUGCACAGGAGUUGCCUUCUCAGACUAGCAAUUUGCCCCCGAAUCGUCUAAGCGAUCCAGAAUCGGUGUCUGUUCCCGCUCUAAAUUACCAGGCCCCCUUGAUUCCAGAGCAAGUUACCACAAAACCGAAACAGGGAUCUAUUUCGGCUCGCACUGAAACCCCUUUACAAUCAAGGCUUCCUGUGGGUGUCAUCCCCCCGAAGGCUUAUUCAAUGAAAUUGUCUCCAGUGACGGCUCCUCGGGAUUCUAUGAACAACACUAGCGUAUUUACUAACCCUAGUAUAAGUGCUCAUCAUGAAGUCGACGCAAUUGUGGAGGAUGAUGACCUGGCCGUUGCUGCUGCUCCCUUAAUGACUAAAUUAGAAAGCGUUGCCCGUGAAGUUAUGUAA
Molecule: messenger RNA, 1455 nt
Organism: Giardia duodenalis
Lineage: Eukaryota; Fornicata; Diplomonadida; Hexamitidae
Product: Kinase, NEK
Exons: 1
Coding region: 1-1455 (484 amino acids)
Biological process (GO): protein phosphorylation
Molecular function (GO): ATP binding; protein kinase activity
Source: RefSeq, a predicted model, not a curated record